AUGUUGAAUACUUUAUUGCUAUUUGUUUUGAUAUUAAAUUUAUGGGGAUAAACAUGUUCUGUAAAUUAGAUUACAUGUGAAUCUAUUAGUGAUAACAAUUUAUGUUACUAAAUGAAAGAUUCAAAUAAUAAUCCAGUUUGCGAGUGGAAUACAGAUAAAUGCGAAAAGUCAAUGCUUUAUAAUUUGCCUUGUUCUAAAUAUACAAAUGAAUACUUCUGUAUUUACAAAUCAUAUGGAUGUAGAUGGGAUGGAACUAUCACAUCUAAUUAUGAAUAUGAAUUAAUGAAAACUAACGUGAAUGGAAAAUGUAUUGAGUAAAAGUAUUUAAAUUCAUAUUCCAAAUGUUCAAUAGAUGCGAAGAUUCCACUAGUGAGUAUGAUUGUUAAUCCUUUGGCCAAUUAUCAUGUGAUUGGUAAGAUGAUCAUUGUGUUUAAGUUACAAAAUGUAAAGAUUUCUAAACUGUCAAAGGCUGUAGAAAUACUAGAUUUAAGGAGAGGUUUAUAUCAAUUAUUAUUCUUAGAUGUAUAGCACUAGUAAAUGGACAUGUUUUACCUAUUUCAUAAAGAGAUGCUACUAUUUUUGAUUCUUUUGAAUGUGUAGUACUAGAGUGUAAACAUAAAGAGUCUGAGUAUGAAUGUACUUUUGCUAAUGGAGUUUAAUGUAUCUGGGGAACCAAGUAAAUUAUUUUAUUUAUUUUUUAGGGGAUGCUCUGUUUGUGCUUCUUAUUUAACUUAUGAAUCUUGUACUUAAAAUAAAGGAUUAUGUAUGUGGAAUUAAAAUCAAUGUUAAAAUAUUGAGUAUUUUAUUUUACAAAAAAAUAGAUGUUAACAAUAUUAAAAUCCUAGCUUAUGUAAAUUGAAGACAGAAUAAUGUGAAUGGAAUUCAUUAAAAAUGAGAUGUUAACUCAAUUCCACUUAGAGCAAUAAUCAUUGCUAUUCAGAAUAUUUAGAAUAAUAAAAUUUAGCUUAGAUCAUCUAAAUUAUUUUUAUUGUUAUUUUUAUUUUGAUUGGAUGA
Messenger RNA from Paramecium sonneborni, 1014 nucleotides. Lineage: Eukaryota; Ciliophora; Oligohymenophorea; Peniculida; Parameciidae. The record is from the annotation of a GenBank genome assembly.